GACAUUCGUUGGGAGAUCGGGUGGGCAUUUUUUCUCAUAACGGUCAUUCGCGAAGUGACGAAACAAACGAGGAUCGGUUCAAACUUGGCUCACCACCCCGACCUUCCCGCCAUCGCACUUCGGUCCGCCAAAAUAAAUUGCAAGAUCGACGCGGACCAAUUAAGUUACUUCAAAAACGUGCGAGGCUCGUCCGGCGGAUCUUCCCCCUCGCGAGAUUCCUUCGCACGAUCAAAUCGAAUCUUCUCUCGCCGCUGGACCGGAACUCGUUUAACUUCGAACACACACAGAGGACGGUCCGUGUCAAUCCCGUCUGGUAACCCUAUGGUCCUCGGAACGCAACAAUCAUGUCGGCGAUCGAGGAGGCAAGGAAAAUCGUAGGGAAACAGAGAUCCGUGGGUUUCGCGACGGAGAGCAAAAAGACCCGCACGCCGCCUCGCUUCCUCAGUCACACCCAGUCCUCGCUGAUGAAGAUGAGAACGCCGAUCAAUCUGAAGAAGAAAUUGUCGUCCGCGAUUAAGGACAGGGAAUCGCGCAGCUGCGUUUUCAAGAGACGAAGCGGACGAGUCAGACAGCGAAGCAGAAGCGUGCUGGCGCUGAAGAUGAUCCUGGACCAGCAUCAUCGCGCGACCCGUCGCUCUCUGUCGGGCGACGUGCUGACGGAAACGACUCGGCCCCAGUCGAAACGAUACACCGAUAAUUUUCUCGUUUCCCUUGAGAACGAUCUUAUCAAGGAUAUUUCCAAUAUCAUUAAGUGCGCGAGAAGUCCGAUCAAGUUGGCGUCGAGAAUCGUCGGUCGGUCUGAGGCGCGCGCUGAGGAUUCGAACGAUUCGCUCGACGUCACGUGCUCGCUGUCGCUCUCGUCCGUGUCCGUUCGCGAAGAACUGGAUUCUAACAGUGUCCGCGAUUUUUCCGAAGACAGCACGGUCGUAGCGAGCGGAUCUCGGUCCGACGAGGAGAUUAUCGAGGAGAAAGAAUCCGCUAGGUCUUCUGGGGAUGUCGAUGUUUCGAAACAAAUUGACGCGUUUAAACACGAGGACAACGAGGAGCCCCGGACUCUUCCGAACCGCGAAGAAGCGCCGUCGAGCACGUCGUUGCAAACCGACGAGAUCAAAGUUCUUCACCGAAGGUCGAGUCACAGAAGAUUCAGAGAAACCGAUUCCUCGAACGAGAACAACAUCGAGACUCAAGUGUGUCGGCAAACCACGACGAAUCGCAAAUACACACGAAGAAUUUGGAAGAAGAGAAAAGCCAAGAACGAGGAGACCGAAUUUAAAACCGGCUCGCAAAAUUCGACGAACUCGACAAUCGCAAGACAGAUCGACAACUCGCAGGAUACGAGAGCGAACAACAGCGACGCGAAGUCCGCGCGGAGGAGGGACGGUCAGAGGAAGUUUAAUAAUUUCGCCAAUCGGCGAGCUUGGCGACCGGCCGGAAUCGGCAAGUACUCGAACGCGGAGAACACGGCGUCUUCGACGCAGGUGGCGUCGCAGAAGUCGUCUCGUUCGAUGGAAAAGCCCGUCGCUCCGAUGAGGAACAAACAUUCGUCCGUGGAACAAGUCGAGUCGUUCGAUAGCGGAUCUACAAACGCAUCGAUGUCCGCGAGCCAGUCCAAGAUGUUGAAAGAAAAUCGAGACCCGGGAAGAGAAGCGAGGGAGCAACACGAUCAGCAAAAGAAAGGACUGCAAAAACGAAAACGAUGGACGUGGAAGGUCCCAAACGACUCGGGCAAGGAUAACGAGGUCGGUUCGAGAUGGCAACAUUGGCGAUCGUUCACGCCGCGAUCCCCGAAGGACUCGAACGACAACGAACAAAACUUCUCCGAGUCCGUCAAGAUCCGCGGCAGAAGAACGAGGCCCACCGAGAUGAUCAACGCGUUGAAGGAGAUUAUCAACAGCGUAAGUGACGACGAAGAUGCGAGGGAGAACGUCGCGAGCGCUUCCGAUACUGACGUCUUCCAAAAGAUCGACAACGAAACGCCACCGAGUCGUGACGCGGAAAUGCCGAUCGACGAUCUCGCGACAACCGGCGACUCGAACGAAGCGGAGACCACCCGAUCGUGCGAACGAUCAUCUUGCAAGUCGAUCGGCACGCAGACCGAAUCGAAUACCCUUUCGCGUGGCGAUCUCGAAACGGACGUCGAUUCCGAGAAAAUUUCGAAACAGACUCGAACUGUCGCAGCGCAGACGUCGCCGUGCGGCAAAACCGAGACCGGAUGCAACACGACGUCGUACGGCGACAUUUGUCGAGACGCGGAAGUUUCUUGCGACCUGAUAGGCUCCUCAAACGUGAGGGCAACCGUCGCGAUCGAGAAAGCAUCGAACGAGUCGGAGAACAAUGCGAUUCACGUUACAAACAUCUACGAUUCCGAUAACGUUUACGACGUUACCAUCGUCGAUCCCGACUCGCCACUUUACGACAGUUCGAAUCCGUCAGAUAGCGACAUUCGGAACGACGUCGUACGCGAAGAAACGGAGAACGUACUGUCGGACGAUCUGAUCGAGAACAUGAAGAUGAUCUUCGAGCUCGCGGCGGAACGCGCGCGCAAUCUUCGCGAGGCCGUUGUUAUUUAUUACGAGAGUCUGAUGUCGCGCGAAGAUCAAAACGAGGAAAUUCGAUACGACGAAGAACCGUCGCGGGAUCAUCGUUAUCGUCUCGAGAGAUGCGCUUCUUUCACGAGUUCCGCGAGUGUGGAGGAGAUCGGAGACUCCGACGGGGAGCGUUUCGUCGCGAGCGACGACGAUUUCGACGACGGACGUUCUUCGAGCAGCGCCAGUUCGGGACAGACUUUCGUGUCCGUGAUUCGAAACUCGAGAGCCAACGUGCAAAUCAUCGACCGAGAUGAUGGAAACGCGAGAUCGAGUCUGAACGAAUCUCUCGAAGGUUCGAAGUCGCUGAUGCGACUGGUUUGUCGUCGCACGCGGAAGGAACACGCGCUCGAGUUAUUACAAUUCGGAAACGACGGGGAAAACUUGGGGAAAGAGAUGAAAAUUCUGACGCUUCCCGUGACGGAGAAACCGUCGAUUCUCACGCGCGAGAAUCUGCUUCCGCUCGUCUGCUGCGCUCUGUGCACCGUGGUGGUUUGGUGGCUGCAAUUUUUGUUCCGAUGCCACUCCGACAAGUAACAAUCUUCGCGAAGUUUCAGUUGCAGCAGCGCGACAAGAUUGCUCGUUGAUUUUACAUUCCGACAUUUUUCUUUUUCGUUAUUCCGUGU
This is a messenger RNA of Pseudomyrmex gracilis, 3211 nucleotides long. RefSeq lists its product as uncharacterized. The coding region runs from base 345 to 3122 and encodes 925 amino acids. The record is from RefSeq and is a predicted model, not a curated record. The transcript is spliced from 3 exons. NCBI's taxonomy places the organism in Eukaryota, Metazoa, Arthropoda, Insecta, Hymenoptera, Formicidae.